GAUGAUGCGACUCAAGGGCGGCAAGCGAAGGUGCUGGCAAGUGAGCAUCGUUGGUGUAGCAGACCUGAGUUCUUGCCACUUGAAACCUCAUACCCCCAUUGUGAUGAACUAGGAAUAUUACGAGACAAAGGGAGGCUGGACAGAGCAGAACUACCUUAUGAUGCAGCACAUGGAUCACCCCAUGAUCUUCCCAAAGAAGAAAACCUCACCCAAUUGUUUUAUGCCCGUGUCAACAACCGUUGCCAACAUGUGGGAGUUUAAAAAUGUGCUACCUUAGGUACGAAAUCGAUACUAGGUCAUAGAUGGUCGGCAGGAGGAUAGGAAUUGGGAAAAAGAAUGCGAUGUGUGAAAGGGAAUACUUGCUGGUUACGCGCUCUGCAACUAGAGCUGUGCAUAUAGACUUGACAUUUUCAUUAAGCACCACAUAUUUCAUGAAUUUCUUUAGCUAGUAGCUACCAGUGGAAGACCGGGAGAAGUCACAAGCCAUAAUGGGACAAACUUUGAGAGGGGCAAGAGAGAGAUCAGAGAACUUGUUCAAGCAAUCAAUCAAGAGCGGAUCGCAUACAAUGCUGCCAGCAAGGGGAUUAGAUAG
Molecule: messenger RNA, 592 nt
Organism: Porites evermanni
Lineage: Eukaryota; Metazoa; Cnidaria; Anthozoa; Scleractinia; Poritidae
Source: the annotation of a GenBank genome assembly